AUGGGUUAUGAUAAUGUAUGUGGUGAAAGGCAAACACUGCUUGUGGUGGCUAACCGGCUUCCAGCUUCUGCAAAGAGAACCGGGGAACAUUCUUGGUCUCUGGAAAUGAGUCCUGGUGGCAAAUUUAAUCUUCUAGUUGAAAAAGAUGCAGUCUCUAAAUCUCUGGCUGAAAUGAAGUGUAUCCCUGUAUUCCUUAAUGAGGUUUUUGAUCAAUACUACAAUGGUUAUAGCAAUGGUAUAUUGUGGCCAAUUCUUCAUCACAUGGGACUUCCACAAGAAUAUGAUCAUGACACAAUCAAAACUUUCGAAACCCAAUAUGAUGCAUACAAGAAAGCAAAUCGAAUGUUUCUUGAUGUCAUAAAAGAGAAUUAUAAAGAUGGAGAUAUUGUUUGGUGCCAAGAUUAUCAUCUCAUGUUUCUUCCUCAAUAUCUUAAAGAGUACAACAAUAAAAUCAAAGUUGGAUGGUUUCUCCAUUCACCAUUUCCUUCUUCCGAGAUUUAUAAAACAUUGCCCUCACGAUCAGAGCUUCUUCGUUCGGUUCUUGCAGCUGAUUUAAUUAGUUUUCACACAUAUGAUUUUGCAAGACAUUUCGUGAAUACAUGCACCCGAAUUCUUGGAGUUGAAGGAACACAUGAAGGAGUUGUGUAUCAAGGAAGAGUCACUCGAGUGGUUGUUCUUCCCAUGGGAAUAUAUCCAAAUCGGUUUAUAAAAACAUGUAAGCUCCCUGAAGUAAUUCAACAAAUGAAUGAGCUUAAAGAUAGAUUUUCUGGCAAAAAGGUGAUAUUAGGUGUUGAUCGUCUUGAUAUGAUCAAAGGGAUUCCACAAAAGUAUCUUGGAUUUGAGAAAUUUCUGGAUGAAAAUCCUAAUUGGCGCGAUAAAAUUGUGCUAGUGCAAAUUGCAGUACCAACAAGAAAUGAAGUCCCUGAAUAUCAAAAGCUCAAAAACCAAGUUCAUAGACUGGUUGGACGCAUAAACGGUCGUUUUGGUUCUGUCUCUUCUCUUCCAAUUCACCACAUGGAUUGUUCUGUUGACUCCAAUUACUUAUGCGCACUUUAUGCGAUUUCAGAUGUAAUGCUUGUAACAUCUUUGAGAGACGGAUUGAAUCUUGUUAGUCAUGAAUUUGUUGCUUGCCAAGAGGCCAAAAGAGGGGUUCUUAUUCUCAGUGAGUUUGCAGGUGCUGGACAGUCUCUUGGUGCUGGAGCUCUACUUGUGAAUCCUUGGAAUGUUACAGAAGUUUCUUCUGCAAUUAAAAAAGCUCUAAAUAUGCCAUAUGAGGAAAGAGAAACAAGACACAGAGUUAAUUUUAAGUAUGUAAAAACUCAUUCUGCUGAAAAAUGGGGGUUUGAUUUCUUGAGUGAACUCAAUGACGCUUUCGAUGAAUCCGAGUUGCAAAUUAGGAAAAUUCCACAUGAACUUCCACAACAAGAUGUGAUACAACGAUAUUCGUUGUCGAACAAUAGACUGAUAAUCUUGGGUUUCUAUGGAACAAUCACUGAGCCAAGGAAUAGUCUGAGUAAGGAAAUGGACCUUAACUAAACCCAGAGCUAAAAGAAACACUGAAAGCAUUAUGCAAUGAUCCAAAAACAACAGUAGUUGUAUUGAGUAGAAGUGGCAAAAACAUAUUAGACAAAAACUUUGGAGAGUAUAAGAUAUGGUUGGCUGCGGAAAAUGGAAUGUUCCUAAAGCAUACUACUGAAGAAUGGGUGACAAAUAUGCCUCAAAACAUGAACCUUGAUUGGGUUGAUGGUCUCAAGAAUGUUUUUAAGUACUUCACUGAUCGAACUCCAAGAUCGUUCUUCGAAGCAAGCAAGACUUCGCUUGUAUGGAAUUACGAAUAUGCAGAUGUUGAAUUUGGGAGAGCACAAGCAAGAGACUUGUUACAAUACUUAUGGGCAGGACCAAUCUCUAAUGCAUCAGCUGAAGUUGUUCGAGGAAAAUAUUCUGUUGAAGUCCAUGCCAUUGGUGUGACUAAGGAACCAGAAAUUGGUCAUAUUUUGGGAGAAAUAGUGCACAAAAAAGCUAUGACUACACCGAUUGAUUAUGUAUUUUGCAGUGGUUACUUCUUGGAGAAGGACGAAGACAUCUAUACAUUCUUCGAAUCAGAAAUCUUGUCGCCCAAGUUAUCUCAUGAAACAAGAUCGAAGUCUUCUUCAAGUAACCACUCCCUAGAGAAGAAGGUUUCAUUGAACGUUCUUGACCUCAAGCAAGAGAAUUACUUCUCUACAGCCAUAGGACAAGCUCGCACAAAAGCUCGCUAUGUCGUUGACUCAUCUCACAAUGUUGUGAAUUUACUCCACAAGCUUGCAGUAGCAAAUACAACAACAACAAGUGUCAAGAAGCCAAACGUUUAA
Molecule: messenger RNA, 2351 nt
Organism: Arabidopsis thaliana (thale cress)
Lineage: Eukaryota; Viridiplantae; Streptophyta; Magnoliopsida; Brassicales; Brassicaceae
Gene: TPS3
Product: trehalose-phosphatase/synthase 3
Exons: 17
Biological process (GO): trehalose metabolic process; trehalose biosynthetic process
Molecular function (GO): alpha,alpha-trehalose-phosphate synthase (UDP-forming) activity; catalytic activity
Source: RefSeq, marked reviewed